This is a messenger RNA of Caenorhabditis elegans, 2714 nucleotides long. It is a transcript of the gene daf-4, whose product is annotated as Cell surface receptor daf-4. NCBI's taxonomy places the organism in Eukaryota, Metazoa, Nematoda, Chromadorea, Rhabditida, Rhabditidae. Gene Ontology annotation, molecular function: ATP binding; protein kinase activity; transmembrane receptor protein serine/threonine kinase activity. Gene Ontology annotation, cellular component: membrane; plasma membrane. The coding region runs from base 1 to 2235 and encodes 744 amino acids. Gene Ontology annotation, biological process: cell surface receptor protein serine/threonine kinase signaling pathway. The transcript is spliced from 11 exons. The record is from RefSeq and is marked reviewed.
AUGAAUCAGAAAGGGACAGUACGUCUCAAGGCACUUGUGCUCAUUUGCCUUCCACUCUUUUUAAUUGCCACACCGGUUCCUGUUGCAGUCACGGAAGACGAUCGUCAGGACCGAAUCGAAUCGGAAGCCGCCGAGAAAGAGUGGGCUAACACCCUAGUCAGCAAAGUAGCACAGUCAAAUGGAACUGGCACUAUUAAGGUCUCGGCACCAGCGAAGCCCACGUUAAGGAGAAUGGACAAUGAGGAGGAUGAAGUGAUUUCGAUUGAAUGUGUAUACUACGACGAGAUGGAAUGCGAAAAGAGUGGCGAUUGUGAAAUCACAAAGAAGACGUGUUACAGUGAAGCUCAUCUGAAAGCCGUCGGAUGCUUGGCCGUAUUUGGGCUGCCCACGCAAGAGAUAAACUCUACAGAACCAUACCUGAAAGUUGAUAAACCGCAAUACAAAAGUCUGGGAUGUAUGCCGUAUCAGCACGCGGACUCGAUGAACUGCGAGAACGAAAGCUCCUGUCGCCAAGGACGAUCAUUUCGCGGCGGAAUUGGAAUGUGCUGCUGUUCGACCAACAAUUGCAACAUGCCGGAUCUCAUCGAGAUGGUCAACCCGUCAUUGAAGAAGGAUUCGGAUAAUUCUGCACUUCUGUGGGCUUCAACUCCAUCCAACAUGGAUUUGGAAUCUCUAGACAAGUUCCCAUUCUACUGGAUCAUCAUAAUCGCACUGUCAGUGAUCCUUUGUAUUGCACUCUUGAUCUUGGCAUACGUUGGUUGGAAAUUUCAGCAGAAUAAGAAGGAGGAGAUAAAAAAGCAGCAGAAAAUUAAAUUUGACAUGGAAAAAACUGACGCACUGGAAGCUGGAAAUGUGCCUCUCGUGGAGCCGGAAGAGGAAAUGAUUGAAAUGGUGGAGACACCAAAGGAGCUGCCGAUCACUGAUUUUCAGUUAAUCUCAAAGGGACGUUUUGGAAAAGUUUUCAAGGCGCAAUACACCCCAGACAGUGGUGAGAAACGAUUGGUUGCGGUGAAGAAAUUGAACGAAUUCCAAAAAGCGAGCUUUUUGGCGGAGAAAAGAAUCUUUGAUGAGCUUAACGAGUACCCGAAGUGGUAUAAAAGUAUCGUCGAAUUUGUGUGCGCCGAGAAAAUUGGUGAUGAGUAUUGGAUUGUGACCGAAUUUCAUGAGCGACUUAGUCUCUAUGAGUUACUCAAGAAUAAUGUAAUUAGUAUUACAUCUGCCAAUCGAAUUAUUAUGUCAAUGAUCGAUGGGCUUCAAUUCUUGCAUGACGACAGGCCGUACUUCUUUGGACACCCAAAGAAGCCAAUUAUUCACAGAGAUAUCAAGUCGAAGAACAUUCUUGUGAAAAGCGACAUGACCACAUGCAUCGCGGACUUUGGCCUCGCCCGAAUCUACAGCUAUGACAUUGAGCAAAGCGAUUUGCUGGGUCAAGUGGGAACGAAACGCUACAUGUCACCAGAGAUGCUCGAAGGAGCAACCGAAUUCACGCCAACUGCUUUCAAAGCGAUGGACGUUUAUUCGAUGGGACUCGUCAUGUGGGAAGUCAUAUCCCGUACCAAGUUGCACCAAACCGACGAGCCACCAAACUACCAAAUGCCGUUUCAAGUCAUCGGAUUUGAUCCCACAAUUGGUCUCAUGAGAAAUUAUGUGGUGAGCAAGAAGGAACGACCACAAUGGAGAGAUGAGAUUAUUAAACAUGAAUAUAUGAGUCUGCUAAAAAAGGUUACGGAAGAGAUGUGGGAUCCCGAAGCGUGUGCACGGAUUACAGCUGGAUGUGCGUUCGCGAGGGUAUGGAAUCAUAUUAUGAGCUCACCGGACAGUUCGGAGGGGUAUCACAGUGGAAGUAGUAUGAAGAAUCGGGGUGUUGAUGAUGUUGAACAAAGUGAGAAGCCGGAGGGUAUCGAAGAAAUGCAACAUUAUCAUGCGUCGUCACCCAGCAAGAGACAACAUCCUAGUCCGAAUCCGUUUUUUGAUUCGUGUCCACCACCUCCGCCGAUUCCUGUGAUCCUUGAAAAUGGAGGAAUCCUCCAACCAGACAACGCGGAGCCAGAGCCCGAAGAGCUGCCGGAUCUCCCGAUAGUCGAGAAAAUCUACGAUAUUGCGACGAACAUGCUAUUCUCAAGAGAAGAGCUUGACCUUAUGAAUGCUCAACGGCAAGUUGAAUACGAAGCUGGGGCAGACACUCGAGCGUCGACACCAACGCCUUCAGGGACGUUUGGAACGUUUACAACAUAACUAUUCAUUCAAAUCUAACAUUAUUUUAUAUUAUGAUUAUACUCCCAUCCUCUCCUAUUCUAGUCUAUAUGUAGCGGUGGACACCUCACGGGCCCCUCGCCGCUGGCCCACCACCUUGUCUCUACUUACGCGUCCCCUAAUGAUCUCAAUUUGAGCACAACCGGUGUAUAUAUCAACUUACAGACGUUCAAUAUAAGAACCGCUAAAAGUUCUAUGUCUUCGUCGUCUAAAACUCUUCCAAAAUCUCUGAUCUCUUGCAUUGUCUCUCACUCAACCAAGUUGCCCACUCUCAUCCAACUAACUCAAAAACUUACCUCAGCCCAUGGGGCAUCCCCAUAUUCUCUCAUUCAUUCACUAUAUUCAUUGAUCUGUGAUAACUUUGUAUUGGCAGUUCACAUCACACAAGAAUCUUUUUUUGUAUAUCAGUUGAUUAUUUAUUCUUCAUUUUUUACACUUAAAAUUAAAUAAUGUUUCUUGCU